Kluyveromyces lactis is the source of this 5994-nucleotide messenger RNA. RefSeq names its product DNA/RNA helicase SEN1 (gene SEN1). Gene Ontology annotation, cellular component: nuclear body. NCBI's taxonomy places the organism in Eukaryota, Fungi, Ascomycota, Saccharomycetes, Saccharomycetales, Saccharomycetaceae. Gene Ontology annotation, molecular function: helicase activity; transcription termination site sequence-specific DNA binding; ATP binding. The transcript has a single exon. The record is from RefSeq and is a predicted model, not a curated record. Gene Ontology annotation, biological process: termination of RNA polymerase II transcription. The coding region runs from base 1 to 5994 and encodes 1997 amino acids.
AUGAGCAUGAAUCUAACUAGUAUCGAUCCUCAAAUUAGAUCAGUUAUUCUUCCAUUCAAGAAUAAAAUUCUAGAUUCGCUUGCAGAUAGGGUCGGUCCUGAUUUUGAAGAACUUUCGUUGGUUACAAAGGUGGUAGAGACCGUAGGACCUCUCAUACAUGACAAGAAUUACCAUUUCUUCUGCGAUCCUGAUUUAGGUCCUGUUAUCAGUUUCCUGGUCAUAAUUUUCUCCGUUCCACGGGAACAGCAGGCGAUCCAGUGGUACUGUGAUAAGUUUUCUCCAAUUUUAGCAUCGUGUCCAAACUGUUCCCAGGCAUUCUUUUCUUAUAAGAAUCAGAUCAUUCAACGUUAUAUCGUGAACAAAGGCAUUGCGUACUCUAACAUCGAUGGGUUUGAUCUAAUGAUCUGCAGAUGGAGAUCGGAUACUUUAAUUAAAAGAUUGGGAUCUAUCAAAUCUAAAGAUCUUUCUAAUGAACAAAAAAUUGCAUUCACGGAAUGCUUCUGGUAUCCAAGAGUAUUGAAACAUUCCCAAAGUUUGAAGGUGUUGUUCAACAAUGCAUUCGAUAUAUUGGUACGGGAAAAAUCACCAUUAUUAGAGUAUUCCUCGGAUAAUUCUCUAUCAGCAUUAACGGCAGGCUCUGUCUUUAUGUUGAUGGAAGGAACUCCAGCUCAGAUAUCAUGGGCACUGGGGCUAUUAGAUUGGCUAUACGAACGAAAUUAUAAAAUUACUGUUGAAAAUCUUCCUCUGGGAGCUCUACAGGAAGUAAACACACAUUAUAUUUACUUGAUCAGUAAGCAAUUUGGCAAGGAUCAACAACACAACAUCAACUCCCUAAACUCCAUGGCAAUUGCAUGGAUUAGAUUGACGGCUCUUUUCAGCUUAAUGACGAAGGAAGUUUUAGAGCUUCACUUUCUAGUACCAAAAUUCACCCGAAGUUUGAAAAACGCAGGAACAAUGGAUGUUCCUUCAAUCAUUCAUUUGUGGUAUAAUUGGUUCUCCGUUCCUGAUCCUGCUAGACCGUUGGAUGUUAUGUUGAAAGUACUAAGCCUUUUUUUAGAGAAAUUUGGCCAGGAUUUUUGGUUAUACUUGAAACCAUUUAAUUUCCACACAUUAUUGGACCUUAUAUUUGCUCAGGGUACUUUUGCUAACACGUUAUUGAGGAAACAAGAUUUUCCUAUCUUACGUGAUGGCAAAGAAACAUGGCUUUCCUUAACUGGGUCAAUUUCUGACUUAAUAACAUGGUGCAUACCGUUUUACAAUUCAUUAUCUUCUGCCAAAAAGAUGCAAAUGGUGAAGAAGAUAUCUACUGGAUUUCUUAUGACAAUAUGUGAAUGUAACAAGAUGUUACAAACGCUACCGAAGCUUCUUUUGAUGAGUUAUUCUUUACAGUUAUUGAAUAACGUGUUGGAAAUAGAUGACAAGAAGAGAGCAUUGUUGUAUACGAACUCGGACCUUCAAAAUGAGCUCCUCACUGUGGCUGACUGCAGGAAGGUUGUGAACCACCUGAAGAUAUCACAACUACUAUGCGAUACUGUCCAGGCUCCCGACAAAGUUUUUCCUGGCAUGCAGGUAGAUGCCUUGUCACUCAAUGCUAUGAAAGUCUUAUCUCAUUGUAUCGAAUAUGAUAUCUUAAAUUUAUGUGAAACCACCUUCAAAUUGUACACUGGAGGAUCUGUCAAUAAACACCACAUAUUAGAUCUCGAUAUGAAGCGGUUUUUUUUAAAUCCUUUGGUCCACAGUUUGAAUUUAAUGUCACUGGGAUCAAAUGGACCUAAACAUGUCCUACAUAUAAUGACAGCAUUGACUAACGCCAACGGAUUAAUGAUAUUAAAUGUUAAAGGAUUAGAAGCAGAAAACCAGAACAAAAUUACAAGUGGAUACAUCAACAUUAUCCGCCAACUAGUUAUGAAAUGUUCUGAGCUUCCGUCUGAAAAAUUAAUUGGAGUUCUUGCGAACAGGAAAGCCGCCCAUGGGCUAUGGUCCUGUCUCUUUUCCUCAGAUACAGACUUGUAUCAAGAAACAACUAACAUCCUUUAUGAGGUCUUCAACGUCGAAGGGCGUCUGGAAGGUUUGCAUGAACUUUUUAAAAGUAAUUUAUCGACGAGCUUGCAUUGUAUAUCCAUCGUUUUGAGACAGUUAACGAAAACAAAAUUUUUUGAACCAUGCCCUAGAGCUAUAAGAGUUAUGAUGGACGUUCUCUCACUCUUCAAUGAGCCAGUCACCGGUAUUUUUUCUGAUUUUGAGAAGUUUAAAGAUUCAGAUUCAAAUGAUGAACUAUUCAGUUUUUGGCGUUCUUCAUGGACAUUUUUGGAUAUGAUUUAUCUAGAAACCAUUCAAUGGACCUCAAGGUAUUCAAAUGUGGUAUUGGAGAAUUUCACAAGAGAUGUGCUAGAGGUUAGCAAUAUGCUAAUGGGUUCUUAUAGGGAGUUCUCCGAUGUUUUAGUCAAGGGAAAUAUAACUGAAGAUGAUCUUUUCAAAUUCCCAAUGAGCCCAUUCAAAAAUAUGCUUUACUGGUUGAGGUUGAAUGAUGAACAGCUUCUUGCCUCUUGUGUCAUGUUAAUAGUAUCAGCUUCUGAUCUUGCGAAGGAGAAACAAUUUCGAUUUGAUGAAAUGCUAGUGUUGGAUAUGGCAAGAUAUGCUUCAAAAGCUCGAAAAUAUCCAAACAAACUUUCAGCGGCUCAGAGCCAAGAGCUUCUUGAAAGAUCCCGUUACUUCAACAAAGCCUUGACAAACGAAGUUGUUAAAGAAUCUGAAAAGUAUCACUUAGAAAAAGCAUUACUGAAAAAGGGUACUAAACCUUCUGGAUCCUUACAGGAAUCAAAAGCUACCAUCUCUACUGUUCAGCAGCAACCGAAUAAACCAUCCAUGACUUCUGGCCAGCGUGCUGAUUCAAUGUUGAAAAAGGCAAAUAUAGGUUCAUCGCUUCUUUCUCGUCCUAAGGGUCAGUCAACCCUUUCAUCAUAUGGUUUCUUCAAACCAGGUGGUACGCCAACUGUUAGUGCGCCUGCUCCCAAGCCCUUAUCUAGAUUUGAACUGGAAAGGAAAAAGCUUAUUGAAAAGCGUGUAAUUCAUCCUGCUCAAAGUCAAGUUUUCAAUACAAGACCAACAUUGCAACCGAAGAAAGAGGAUAGCAGUAGCGAGGAUGAAAGUGACUUCGAAAAUGCUGCCGAGCUCUUCGCUGUUGCGAAAUCUAAAGCUAAAGCUUUUUCACCAGGUCUGCUUGACAUCAACGGUAAAGAAAUCAAAAAGUCAAUGACCCCAACUGAUUUACGUCGCUUAGAAGAAGAGAAUAUGAGGCAAAGAUUAAAUGUUGAUUUGGCCCCAUUCUACGAGAAAGUUUUGAAAUGGGACUACAAAAGAACCAGUGAGUACCCAACCGAUACAGAAACAUCCUACUCUGACGUGAAGGACUCAUUUUCAUCGGUCUCUGAUUAUCAAAAAGUCAUGGAACCGCUUUUGCUGCUAGAAUGUUGGCAGGGAUUGUGCUCAGCUCGAGACAGGGAAGAACAGAAAAGCUUUAGUUUCAUUGUAGGAAAUAGGACGGUUGUUUCUGACUUUUACGAGGUAUAUGCAUCAAUCAACAAAAAUGUUGUUCGUGACACAGGUAUCAAUGACUCGGAUUUAAUUGUUCUUGGCUAUUUCCCCGACUCUUCUUCUUCAAAGCCAUUGACAGAUAAAGAAUUCAAACGAUCAAAUCACACUUGUUUAGCCAAAAUUAAAGAGAUAAAGAACUCGAAAGGUGAAAAUAUGGACCUUACAUUCAGGAUUCAUCGCAGUCAUAAAUUCUCAAAUCUUUUAACUUUACGUUCUGAAAUUCAUGCUUUGAAAGUCAUGCAAAUGACCACAGUCGAAAGAGAAUACACAUCUUUAAAAGGUUUGCCCUAUUAUGAUCUCUUAAAACAAAUACUCAAAGCUCAACCAUCCGUUCCAGAGAAUAUUAGUAGCACUGAAGUUAAUAGAAUCAAAGCAAACUUCCACCUAAAUACAUCCCAGGCAACAGCAAUUUUGAGUACGGUAACUACCCAAGGUUUUUCACUAAUUCAAGGCCCUCCCGGUACUGGUAAAACCAAAACUAUCUUGAGUAUUGUCGGAUACUUCAUUUCAAAAGCGAAUACAAACUCUAAAAAUACCGUAACACAUACCAUUAUCACGCCAACUAAUACAACAUCAACAGAACAAUUGUUGGAAAGGCAGAAAGUAUUAAUCUGUGCACCUAGUAACGCUGCUGUUGAUGAGUUGGUCUUGAGAUUACGAGAGGGUGUUUUGGAUUAUUCUGGAAACACUUUCCGACCGGAGAUUGUUCGUAUCGGUAGGAGCGAUGCUGUAAAUGAAUCCGUCAAGGACUUAACCCUUGAAGAAAAAGUUGACAAAAAGCUAGGCGGUAGUGAUUAUGAGAUGGUCCAAGAUUCUGCAUUAAAUCAGAAAUUUCAAGACGCUCUACAGAAGCGUAAAAUGCUGCAAGCUAAGUUAAAUAAAGAAGACGGUAACCCAAAUAGUUCUUUGUCAUCUAAUGAAAUUGCAGACAUUCAAAUGGAAAUUAGAGAUCUGAGAAGGCUCAUCAGCGAAAUGGGUAAACAGAAAGAUGAAAUUAGAGAGUCCAAUUCUCUAAAGUACAGAAACAGGGAGCAAAAUAGAAGAAAGGCUCAGGCACGUAUCUUGGCUGAAUCAGAUAUUAUAUGCUCUACAUUAUCUGGGUCUGCUCAUGAUGUCUUAGCAUCCCUAGGUGUCAAGUUUGAUACUAUCAUUAUCGAUGAAGCCUGUCAAUGUACGGAGCUUUCUAGUAUCAUUCCAUUGAGAUACGGUGGUAAACGCUGUAUCAUGGUUGGUGAUCCUAAUCAAUUACCUCCGACAGUCCUAUCUGGUGCUGCUAGUGACAUGAAAUACAAUCAAUCCUUGUUUGUAAGGAUGCAGAAAAACUGCAGUCCUUAUUUGUUAGAUGUUCAGUAUCGUAUGCACCCUGCUAUCAGUAAAUUCCCCUCAUUAGAGUUCUACAAAGGUAAGUUACAGGACGGAAGUAGUGUUCAAGAAGUUAAUACAAGAGAUUGGCAUAAGAAAUAUCCGUUUGGUCCGUACAAAUUUUUUGACAUCGUUACUGGUAAACAAAAGCAAAAUACUAAAACAAUGUCCUAUACCAAUCCUGAAGAAACAAAGGUAGCCAUUGAGCUUGUUGAAAACCUUUUAGCUACUUAUGAAUCAAAAUAUGAUUUUACAAAUAGAAUUGGUAUCAUAUCUCCUUAUCGUGAGCAGAUGCAAAACAUGAGGAAUCAAUUUAGGCGCUACUUCGGAGAUCAAAUCCGUUCGUACAUCGAUUUUAACACCAUCGAUGGUUUCCAAGGGCAAGAAAAAGAUAUCAUCAUUAUUUCAUGUGUUCGUGCUGAUGACAAUAGUACAAGUGUUGGUUUCUUGAAAGAUUUUAGACGUAUGAAUGUUGCAUUAACCAGAGCCAAAUGUAGUCUAUGGAUUCUAGGGCAUCAUAAAUCGCUAGUCAAUAACAAAUUGUGGAAGCAUCUAAUUUCGGAUGCCAAAGAAAGAAACUGUCUCGAAUUGGCGUGUCCCGGUUUUUUGAAUCCAAGCGAUAGAUACGCUCAAGAUACAAUUGAGCGUUUCAAAGGAUCCCACGAUUAUAUUGCCAAUUUGGAUACUUAUAACCCAUAUGAUAGCUUUAACUCAUCUAGAGGCCAUAAAAAUGUGAACAAACGAGAUGGAGACUCUUCUUCCGCACAUCAUUCAAAAAAGAAGUUUAAACCAGAUAAUUUAAAGGAACAAAACAUAGUUUCCAACGAUUCUGGUGCAAAUCGUCCUGAAGGAGAAAAAGGUUCUACUAUAAAAUCGUCUCGGACAGGUACAAAAAAGAAAUCAUCUAUUUUUGGCACAUCCUCAUCCACUCUAGGCAUUGCAACUGGAGGCAAAGUGCACAUUCCAGUAAUUGCUGGUGAUAAUUCAAAGAAUAUUAGCAGGGAUGAUGCAAAAAAUUCGACCGGCAAAAGAUCUUGA